AUGACUGGAAUGUACUCAAGGCAAAAUGCUUCAUCCCAAGAUAUUAAUUUUCCUCACUACCAGCCAGAUGGAGACCCUUUUGUAUCAAAACUCUCAAAGGAAGCUGACAUAAUAGCUGGAAUUUAUUUAUUAAUAAUAGGGAUCCUGUCCACUUUAGGCAACGGAUAUGUUAUUUAUAUGGCUAUACAACGGAAAAGGAAGCUCAAGCCAGCAGAGAUCAUGACGAUAAAUCUAGCAGUCUGUGACUUGGGGAUUUCAGUGACAGGAAAGCCAUUUAGCAUCAUUGCCUUCUUCUCCCACCGUUGGAUCUUUGGUUGGAGUGGCUGCCGCUGGUAUGGAUGGACUGGCUUCUUCUUUGGAGUCGGAAGCCUUAUUACCAUGACUGCAGUCAGCCUGGACCGGUAUUUCAAAAUCUGCUAUUUAGCUUAUGGAAUCUGGUUGAAGAGACACCAUGCUUUUAUCUGCCUAGGCAUUAUCUGGUCUUAUGCUGCCUUCUGGGCCACCAUUCCCUUUGCUGGCUUGGGGAACUAUGCUCCUGAACCCUUCGGCACCUCCUGCACCUUGGACUGGUGGCUGGCUCAAGGCUCAUUGGCAGGGCAGGCAUUCAUUCUCAAUAUUUUUUUCUUCUGCCUUGUAUUCCCAACUGCUGUGAUCGUGUUUUCCUAUAUUAAAAUAAUAGCAAAGGUCAAGUCAUCCAGCAAGGAUGUAGCUCAUUAUGACAGCAGGAUUCAGAAUAGCCAUGAACUAGAAAUAAAGCUGACUAAGGUGGCAAUGUUGAUCUGUGCAGGAUUUCUAAUUGCUUGGAUCCCAUAUGCAGUUGUAUCAGUGUGGUCAGCUUUUGGAAAACCAGAUUCCGUUCCCAUAAGAGUUUCGGUGGUGCCUACUUUGCUUGCAAAAUCAGCUGCCAUGUACAACCCUAUUAUUUACCAGGUCAUCAACUGCAAAUCAGCCUGGUGUAAGCCGGAGGCUGUUAGGCCGCUGCAAAAGAAAAACUUGAAGAAAUCCAGGUAGGGGUUUUCAGAAGUGGCCUGAAAUAUUUGAAAGGCACUAGAGAUUUCAUGCAAUGGACACGUGCAGGA
Molecule: messenger RNA, 1079 nt
Organism: Protobothrops mucrosquamatus (brown spotted pit viper)
Lineage: Eukaryota; Metazoa; Chordata; Lepidosauria; Squamata; Viperidae
Gene: OPN5
Product: opsin 5
Exons: 5
Coding region: 1-1011 (336 amino acids)
Biological process (GO): G protein-coupled receptor signaling pathway
Cellular component (GO): membrane
Molecular function (GO): G protein-coupled receptor activity
Source: RefSeq, a predicted model, not a curated record